This is a messenger RNA of Marasmius oreades (fairy-ring Marasmius), 2106 nucleotides long. RefSeq lists its product as uncharacterized. The record is from RefSeq and is a predicted model, not a curated record. Bases 1 to 2106 code for a protein of 701 amino acids. The transcript has a single exon. Lineage: Eukaryota; Fungi; Basidiomycota; Agaricomycetes; Agaricales; Marasmiaceae.
AUGCCCUCAGAGCCUUCUUCCAGUAUGGCCACUGGUUCUCGAAAAUCCUCAACUAGGAGCACAAUCCGCCAGUCUCUGAACUUCGCUUCAGUAGGAAAGGCGUUUGCAGAUGUAAUGAAUAAGGAAACGAGGGAAAAGGACAGCAGAGAUUUCGAAAAAUCCGGAAAGAAAGCAAUGAAAGACUCUCAUCGUUCUAGUGUUGGGUUCAAAGGUCUAGCUCCCCGACCAUCUCUCGACACUGACAGGUCUUCUUCACCUCCUACAAAGAGACCUCGGACUCCAGACUCCAAAACCAUAACGGCGCGCAGGAGGAGCUCCGUAGCACACCACCAACAACCGGCAGCUAUUGAGAGUGGUGUAGGCGUUGCCAAAUCUCCCGAUUCCGCAACUCCUCAGACUCAGGGCGCAGCAGUUCAUCGUUCAUCCUCACUAAGGCCACGCCUCGGGGCCUCUUCUGGUCUACCGAAAUACCGGCCCAAGUCCAUCGUUGUGGAUACCAACAAGAAGCCUGACUCGCCGGCAACGACAACGCGAAAACGAUCUUCUAUUUCUGACGAGGACAAGAACGAACCAACGACAGAGCAAAUGAGACCGGAUGGCGAGAAAACCUCUCGGCCCAUUAGCCCACUUCCACAUCGAGCUGCCUUCAAGGUUGCACUAACUAACAUUCCUCCCAGUCCUUCUCUUAAACCCCAGUUGAAACACUCCACCCCUACGUCCAGUACGAGGUCAUCUCCUACCCGGUUGGUUAAGCACAAAAAAGUUCCUAGCGCAGAGCAACGUCCACCAUCCUCCACAUCCUCUUCUAGCACUCCUCACACUCCGAAGGCAUCUCCUGCCCGUAGUGGCCUGCGUCCUGGCAACACUCGUAAGGGCAGCACUACUAUUGAAUCAUCUGACGAUUCGUCCCAUCCCUCGCAUCCAGGAAUUCAUGAUUCUCCGCUUGUUCGCCAUGUACGACAACGGUCACGCACUCAAACACCAACCAAAGAGAAGGUGGCCAAUGUGGCCAACAUGUCUCACAUCUUUGAAGUUGAUAGUGAGGAUGCAGAGGAACAUGAUGUUGAGAUGCUCCUUGCGCCUGUCGCCGCCAUUGGUGCGCCCACUCCAGCAAUGCCCAAAAUACAAACAUCUCGUACUCGCCAAAGACUCGCACCUCAGACACCCAGUAAACCAAACCCAUCCCCCGCUCGGGAGAUAUUGAUGCCACCCGAUGCAGAGAGCUCUCCUGUACGCCUACGAACGACGCCGGCGAGUGACCGUUCGGCGCCCCGAGGUUCUAUCCUCUCUUGGGAGCAGUUUGCGACAGAAGCAUCACGUACCCUAGGCGAGGAGGAGAUCGGCACCAUCUUGUCCGAUAUACCAGCACCGUUUCAACCUGGACCUCUGUCCCCAGUCCCCACUGGUGAAGCAUCCAUGCUCUUACCUGUUCCGGAAAGCCCGUGUUUGAGCGCCAUGAGCUCCCCGAGCGGAUAUGGAGGGUCCAUCUCGCAAGUUCUCCUGCCCACUGUCACACCCUCACCCGCGAUUCCUCGAAGUAGGUUCAAAGAUUCCUCUUCUGACCAUUCAACGAAGCCUGAGGCUGCUGCUCUUGUUCCGCUACUUCGUUUGCAGUUAUCCGCAGCAGAAAACACUGCUAAAGAACGAUUAGUACAAAUGCAGUUGCUCGAGGAGGCAGUCCAUAAUCUAAAACAAGCACGGAGUCGUGACGCGCAAGAGUUGGCACAACAAUUUUCUUUGUUGGAGGAGCAAAUGCAAGGGAAAUUGGAAGCUGAGGAAAAAUCAGCCGUACAGAUUGCUGCACAUGUUCACUCGUUGGAGGAACAGCUGAGGAAGGCCGAAGUAGCUCAACGGAACGCUAUUGAAGAAGUAGUCGACCACACGCAGAAACGCUUACGAUCGGAGUGGAAGUCAACCUUGAAAGCUCAACAGAUGAAAUGGGACACCGCUUUUGUAGCCCAGUCUGCAGGACGGGAAUGGGAUUAUGUUAGGGAGCAGUGUGAAGAUGACUUGGAGGCUUUGCAAAGAGAUAAGGAGCUUGUUUCUUUCUUGCUGGGAGAGAUGGAUUUUGCCCAACGACACCUCAUCCAAGCCAGGAAGAUAUGA